AUGCUUGCUCCUCUCGCUGAGGAAUCGGAUGGCGUGGGCCCUUCUUCGUCGGCGUCUUCUCCCAUCAAUUAUCACGAGAUCCUCGCUGCUACAAAGGACCUGUUGCUGUCCCUAACCCCAAACAAUCCCAUCUACGCUGCCUUCCACGAUGACCAGGUGCAUGAUCCGCUGGGAGCUGGAGCCUAUGCCUUCCGGCAUGACCUCGUUGAACCUAUCCUGCUGGAACUUGUGAGCGACGAGCUCCUGAGCCGCGACCCGGACCUCACAGGCAAGCCCCCUAUUAACGUUCCAACCCGCCCUAUAAUCAUCCAUGCCGGUGCCCAGCCAAAUAAUUCUCCCCACUGCGGCACAUUGGUUGUCUUCUGUUACGCUUUUGCCUUUGCCCGGGCAGUACGGGACCGUCUACAAGCCCAGACCGCCGGCACUCAUCUCGAUCCGCCUCCCGUAUCCGUCGAGAUAACAUUUGUUGACACAGCGCCGGUCGACGGCGAGGGUCUCGAAAUCAACGGCAUCCAAUACCAGAAAUCAUAUCGCGAUGUCCCCGGCGCUCUCGAGACCUACAUGGGCGACUACCAGGAGGUCCUCAGCCUCCUAAGCACGUGGUCUUCCAUUCCGUUCACCACCACCUUUCAAUCCCACUUCUUUUCCCAUCCCAGCAUGCCAUCUAUCCUCCGCUACGUCACCACCCACCACUUAACCCUUGGCCGCCAGCUCUCCCCAAAGCACGGCAAGCUAGCCCUUCGCGCAGCUUGUCCGGUGGCGGGCUGCUCGCUGGCCGAGAAACACGGCCGACUAAACACGUACCACCCUUCUUCCUCCACCGACACAGAAAGAAUUACCCUCCACUGCCCGCGCCACGGCCCGCACACGAUCCGUCUCACCAACCCGCGCGAGGUGGCCCGGCUCGAGGCCAACGCGCCGACGCGCAACCUGCUGCGCAGCAUGAGCCAGCUGCUCGACACCCGCGCGCACCACGUGCGCGUCACGGGCGCCGACUACGCGGGGACCUACCAGGAGGCGCUGCUGCUGCGUCCCUUGGCGGCGGGGGCUAAGCUGUCCAAGUCGCUGUAUGUAAGGGAAGGGGGGUAUGAUAUGAUGAAGGUUUUUGGUACGGACGGGCUGUGCAGCUAUCGAGUGCUCAAGGAACGGGUUGGUGGCGGUGCGGAAGGGUUGAGGAGGGUCUGGAAGGAGAUGGGGAGGUGGAUGGAGGAUCCCAAGAGGUUGUCUAGGGCGUGGUCGGUUGAGUAUUUGGCUGGGGUAGUAAUGGGCGAGAAAGUUGAAGAUGGUGCUGGGAAUGUGGACGGUGUUCACUGA
Canariomyces notabilis is the source of this 1314-nucleotide messenger RNA. RefSeq lists its product as uncharacterized. Gene Ontology annotation, molecular function: ATP binding; aminoacyl-tRNA ligase activity. The transcript is spliced from 3 exons. Gene Ontology annotation, biological process: tRNA aminoacylation for protein translation. The record is from RefSeq and is a predicted model, not a curated record. Lineage: Eukaryota; Fungi; Ascomycota; Sordariomycetes; Sordariales; Chaetomiaceae. Bases 1 to 1314 code for a protein of 437 amino acids.